ACCUCAGGGCGCUUUUACUGCAGUCACUGACAGCCGGGGGUAUGGUAGUCCCAUAUGUCAAGAUUUUAACCGUCACGAUACUGAUGAACUGUGUAACAUGUAGACAUGGACAAAGGCUUUCUGAAUAUAAAGACCUAAGAUAAGCUGGUUGAUGCGUGGACUGGUCCGUCGGUAGCUCCGCCUGUUAGUCGUGCGUCUCCUUAGUUCUCAUUCAAAACAGAGCACAGCUGUUGUGAGGCGUACCGUCGUGUCCUGAGCGUUAGCUUGAAGCUCUUAGCUGUCUGUUGCUUUCUGAUGUACCCACUGGAAUAUCAGAAAGAGAAGGAAGAAAACGGCACACUUCGAGACAUGGUCUGCUAAACACACGCCACAAUAGGCUGAGCGACAGCAGGAGGCCUGGAGCUUUGAGAAGAUUUUAGUCUGAAUUUAACUACUGGGAGUGGCUCACACGUGAAGGCUACACACAGGAACCAGCCAAAGUGAAAGAGAGGAGUCGAUAGACUGAGACAGCAAUAUAGAACAACAGGGUAACCUCACUUCAGCACUAUGCUCAUCUGACACACACCUGAGGGCCUGGCAGGCUUUGCUGCAGCUGAGGAUGAUGAAUUGUCUUCUUCGUUAGAGCUAGAUGGUGUGGGAAUGAUGGACUUCCCUAAUGGCCAAUCAAGCAUCACCACCACUGCUGCAACAGUCUCUGAGAAGAGCAGCAGCUCAGAAUCUCUCAGCGAUAAAGGCUCUUCAGAGCUGAAGAAGAGUUUUGAUGCUGUCGUGUUCGAUGUGCUGAAGGUCACUCCUGAAGAAUAUGCAGGCCAGAUUACGCUUAUGGAUGCCCCUGUGUUCAAAGCCAUCCAGCCAGAGGAGCUGUCGAGCUGCGGCUGGAACAAGAAGGAGAAGCACAGCUCAGCGCCAAAUGUUGUGGCCUUCACUCGCAGGUUCAACCAGACGAGUUUCUGGGUGGUAAGAGAAAUCCUCCAUGCACAGACGUUGAAGAUCAGAGCCGAGGUGCUGAGUCAUUACAUUCGUACUGCCAAGAAACUGUGUGACAUGAACAACCUCCAUGCAGUCAUCGCUGUGGUGUCAGGAUUACAAAGCGCUCCCAUCUUCAGGCUUACCAAAACAUGGGCGCUACUGAGCCGGAAGGACAAGGCAAUGUUUGAUAGGCUCGACUACUUGAUGUCCAAAGAAGACAACUAUAAACGUCUGAGAGACUAUAUAAGCAGCCAGAGCAUGGUCUCGUGUAUACCAUACCUAGGGAUGUACCUGUCUGACCUGACAUAUAUAGACUCAGCCUACCCCUCCACAGGCAGCAUACUGGAGAACGAACAGAGAUCAAACCUGAUGAACAACAUUCUCAGAAUCAUAUCAGACCUGCAGAGAUCCUGUACCUACGAUAUACCAGUGUUGUCUCAUGUGCAGAAGUAUCUGAACUCAGUCAGGUAUAUUGAGGAGCUGCAGAAGUUUGUGGAGGAUGAAAAUUACAAGUUAUCGCAGAAGAUUGAACCAGGCACCAGCACGCCACGAGCAAAUGCCUCCAAAGAGGAUCUUGUUGGGCAGGAAGCAUCAGCAUCUCCUCUCUGCAGCCGUAAGAGUACAGUAGCAAGUGAAGGACCCAAAGUCCCAGCCACACCUCCCUCGCCCAGGAAUUUACUUCCCUAUGGACACAGGAAGUGCCAUAGCCUGGGCUACAACUUUAUCCAUAAGAUGAAUACAGUAGAGUUUAAAAGUGCUACGUUCCCCAAUGCUGGCUCUCGCCACCUGUUGGACGACAGUGUGAUGGAGAGCCACAGUCCCACCAGGGGCCAAGCAGAGAGCUCAACUCUGUCCAGUGGUAUUUCACUUGGGAGCAGUGAUGGCUCAGAGCUCAGUGAAGAGGUGUCGUGGCCAGCUUUUGAGAGGACUCGAUUCUAUCACUCUCUGGGCCCAGUGACCCGAGUGGCCCGCAUCCCCUACAGAGGAGUCCUGAGGCCCAGCAGCUCAGCGGAGUCGGAGGAGCUUGCAGUUCACCUGUAUCCCGGAGCAGUCACGGUGCAGGGGGUGUUGAGACGUAAGACUAUGCUCAAGGAGGGCAAGAAACCAACAGUGGCAUCUUGGACCAAAUAUUGGGUUGCUCUCUGUGGAACCCACCUCUACUACUACCCUGCCAAGUCCCUGAAGGCCACUGAGAGAAAACAUUUCAAGUCAACGUCCAGUAAGAGUGUGUGUGUGGUGGGUCUAAUGGCCAUGAUGGCAGAUGACCCUGAGCAUCCUGAUGUCUUCUUGCUGACAGACUCAGAGCACGGUAACACCUACAAGUACCAAGCAGGGAACAGAACGAACGCUUUGCUCUGGUUCAAACACCUGAGUGCAGCCUGCCAGAGCAAUAGACAACAGGUGCCAGCCAAUCUGAUGUCGUUUGAGUGACCGACACUGAGGCACAUGACUGAGCAAAGGAGAGAGGGAUGAGGAAGCAGGCAAGAAGGAUGAGGAGGAGUUCUGACUCCGUAGUGGAAGCUUUCACUGCCAUGAGCCCUGACCACCGAUUCUCCGGUUCUAGCCCUGGCCUCACUGCAGCCUCACCUGCCACCACUGCCUUAACCUGAGUACCCUGUGUCUGUGUGUGUGCUUGAAUAUAUGAGAGCAGAUCUGAAUCUGUGCUCACGGAUGAAUUGACUGUUUUGGAUGUACUGACUACUGAACAAGGACCUGUACCACUGCUCUUGUCUCCCAUUUGCUCAGUGUCUUGGUUUUACUGCGAGUAUUCAGCACUUCAACAGAACCGUUCGACUUCUCCUCUCCUCUCUCACAGACAGACCUCAGAUGGACAGAAAUAAUCCCCUUUGUGUUUUUUAAGGGAGUAUUUUUAUUUGUGUCCCCACUGUGCUCAAAUGCAUGAUUUCUACCUUUUAUUCAGCUGGACACACAUCACACAUACAUCAGACUAACCUGUUGGACUUGGAGGCUUUUUUAUUUUCACAUUUUGUACUUACUUGGUUCACACUUUCAAUUGUUGGUCUUCACUUGGAGUCACAGAAUACCAAACAUGAAGCACACACUCCCACUUUAACACACACGGGCGUAUUAGAUUGCAUCAUUAUAAAUGGGAGGUCUCUGAUUCGCAGUUGAUUCCAGCAUAAACUGUUCCCACACUUCCUGAAUGUAACUAGUUUUUAUUACAGAACUGCCCCCCCCCCCUUUUUGGGGUCAUAUUUACUGAGUAUUCUGUGUGUAUACAUACAUUGGGUGAAGAGUGAGAAGGGAAAUGUUUGCCUAAAUUACAGGAAUCUUGUCUGCGUCCCACACUGGUACGAUAAUCCCAGGAUCUAAGCUACAAUGUGCUCAUGGCCGGGUAGCUCUUUAUUCUUCAGUGACAUCUGUCCGCUGCCAUGAGGUGAUGUUUGGUUCAUCUGUCUCACAAACAUGCUAAACACUAAAGACUUGAAACUGUGAAGGAGUCCAAGAGAGAGCAACAAGAACUUGUAACAAUUUUAUCUCCAUUUCUUGGUGUCGCCUGUGGUCUGGAGCAGAGGCUUAAAGCUACCUGGAGCCAUACAGACUCUGAACCUGGUUUGUUUAUGUUGUUUUGUGUCAUUAGUUUCUUUUGCUUUUUGGGAGGGGUGGUGUAGUUCACAGUAUUACCAUUGCAUGUCAAUUUAAGUUUGUUUUUGUGUUUUUGGUUUUCCUCACAUUUUUGGAGCAGUUGUUUUAAAUAUUUUAUGUACAUGUGAAUUUAUUUUUUUGUCUUUUUUGCCCUUUAUUCUAUUAACCAGGACCCAGCUCAAUUUUAGGCCCUGACCAUGUUGCAUUAGAUUUGGAAAUAGUCUAAGCCCCUUGGUUAUAAUUAGUGCCAAGUGAUGUUGCUGUCACUGUUUUCCUUAAGCAUGAAGCAAUGUCAGAAAGAAUGGAGCUGAAGUGGGGAACACCUGGGAUCACAGUCUCUAGUGUGCAUCACAGAUGUUUCAGUGUGCCACAGAUAGUCUGUUGCUGUUAGUUUUUAAGCAACCGUGAUCAGGAUGAUAGGAUAUAGCAGUGAAGGGGGUAUUAUUUUGCCCAUAAUACUCAUCAAGUCCUCAUCUCUGUAAAAAAAAAAAAAAAAAAAAAA
Molecule: messenger RNA, 4078 nt
Organism: Monopterus albus (swamp eel)
Lineage: Eukaryota; Metazoa; Chordata; Actinopteri; Synbranchiformes; Synbranchidae
Gene: ralgps2
Product: Ral GEF with PH domain and SH3 binding motif 2
Exons: 22
Coding region: 640-2400 (586 amino acids)
Biological process (GO): Ras protein signal transduction
Cellular component (GO): plasma membrane
Molecular function (GO): guanyl-nucleotide exchange factor activity
Source: RefSeq, a predicted model, not a curated record